AUGGUCUUCACGUCUGGUGCAUUCAAGGAUCGUUCUAUGUUCGAGCUUUUCAUCGACUUGGCAACGGGGCGCCAGCGAGUCGAGGAGAUCGAUCCUCUUGAGGUUGUGGUACAUGGCAGCACGUUGGAUGUGGUCGGUGGCAGCCGUCGCGCCACUGUCUUGAGAAUGCUUCAAGGCAUUUGGGGGCACACUACAAUUCGUGCCCCGUGCCACCUAUUCGCUCCAACCGACCCCAAGGUGGCAAGUCGGUUUCGUGCUAAGGACACAACAACCGGUGGUGCAGGCAUACUGUUUCAUGGUCGACAGCAGGAG
Molecule: messenger RNA, 312 nt
Organism: Symbiodinium necroappetens
Lineage: Eukaryota; Dinophyceae; Suessiales; Symbiodiniaceae
Source: the annotation of a GenBank genome assembly